GCAUGAUUCGUUUGAGGCAGUAUGAAGAAAGCUCACAAUGUUUACCUUGUAUGUCAGUUUCUUAACUGUUCUUGUUGCCAUUCCUUCUCGAGACUCACAGAAGGUAUUAAGCAGCUUGUAGAGGGAUUAAAACUUGGCCAUAAGGGAAAGGAGACUUUUGGACUCUUUGUAAUUUGGUGAUCUGGCCAUCCGGCCCACAAGGAAAUAUUCUCUAUGGCAACAUCCCAUUCCACCAAAGAGACUACUAAUUACGCCCGAUUAUGCCGGCUUCUGGUGGAUGUCAGUGCACACGUCCUGAGAGAGACAUUUGACAAGAAGCGUCCAUCAGGAAAUCUGCUUACAGUUUUGUUAAGUCCUCCAGUUCGCAAUGCUUUACAACUACUUAGGAAAAAAAAGGUUUUGAACCCAUCACAAUGGGGCAAAUUGUAUCCUGCUAUCACAUCGUCAGUCUCAUCAAAAAAUUUUGAUAUCACCCUGCUAAUGGUUCUACUGAGGAACAUUUGUAGCCUUGUUCCCCCGGCAACCGGCUGGGAUACGCUUCCUCCUGAAGCGGACACAACCCUCGAGGCAGAUAUCGUUCGUAUCAAGUGCUACAGAAACACAGUUUAUGGUCAUGCCACAGAGGCCUCAGUUAAUGACACGACAUUUAAUCAAUACUGGAAGGACAUCCAAGAUGCAUUGGUGAGACUGGGAGGAGCAGAACACCAAGGUGUUAUCGAGGACCUGAAAAACGAAUGCAUGGACCCUGAAAUUGAAGAACAUUACAUAGAGCUGCUCAAGCAAUGGGAAAAGGAUGAGGUCAGCAUCAAGGAUGAAAUUGGAAAGAUCUUCAGGAAGCUGGAUGAACGGAGAGAAUCCACAUCAAAUCCUGAAAAGAAAAUAGGAGUCGAAGAUGUAGCAGCAUACACAAAUGCAUUGAAAGAAUCAAUCAAAAGCCAAACUGAAUUCCACACUGUAGCUUCUCCCACCUCGUCUAAGGUAAGAACGGAUGACAUAUUCACAAGUAUUCUCAUUCAACACGGACGAAAACCAGUAGAAGACCGUGAUAUGGAAAGAGAGGAACGCCUUCAUCACUACAGUCAAGUUAGUGGGAAACCAGUCGAACACUGUCAAGAAAUUUUCACCUCUGAUACCGAUCUUAGUGAGGAAAGGAAUCCCAAAUCUGUUCUCGUUACUGGGAAAGCGGGAAUUGGAAAAACGCUGUUUUGUCAAAAGUUAAUUCGAGAUUGGGCUGACAACAAGCUGUUUCUAUCACGAGCAAAUUUGCGCACUCUCGAUUUCAAGUUCGCUUAUCUGCUAACAUUUCGUCAAUUGAAUUUACUCGGAAACGACUGCAUUACCCUGAGGGAAAUCUUAAAUAGAUCCUCAGCAAUAGACGACCGCGCCAAUAUCGACGACUCUUUAUUCGAGUACAUUGUUGAUCACUCCGAGGAAGUUUUGAUUAUCAUCGACGGGUAUGACGAGUACGCACAACAACAUUUCAUCGCGAGUGAAUUAGAUGACCGGCAUUCGAAUGACGUUCAUGAGAAAAUGCCAGUAGCAGCUCUGUGUGCCAAGCUACUAAAAGGAAAAAUUUUGAACGGCUCGGUUGUCAUGAUAACGUCAAGGCCCGAUGAGUCUGAUGAAAUCAAACACAAAAUUGGUUUUGACCGAUGCGUGGAAAUAACAGGAUUUUCCGAGGAACAGGUGAAAGAAUUCAUCGAGAGGUAUUUCCAAAAAAAUGAAGUCAUAAAGAAUGCUGUAAUAGAUCACAUCACAAAGAAUGACAAUCUUGUCAGCUUUGCCCACAUUCCAGUUCUCUGCUUUCUGAUGUGUUCUUAUUUUGAGCAUAUUUUAACGAAAUCGAUAAGUACUGACGCUCUCCCGGUCAAUAUGAGUGACAUUUAUUAUGAAGUGGUUGAGAUGUUUUUGAAAAAACAUAGCAAAAAGAGAGGAAAGCCCCUCAAAGUAACACUGGAGAAGUUGUCUAAGUUGGCAGCCAAUUUUCUCAGAGAAAAUAAGUUUGUCUUGGCUGACGAAGACAUAAAGGACUUUACUGACAAAGAAGUCGAAAGUCUGAGAACAAGUGGCCUCCUUCACUGCGGUCCUACUUUUAGAAAAACAUUUUCUGAAACGACGAAGUACUUUUGCUUCACACAUUUAACUCUCCAGGAAUACUUAGCGGCUAAAUGGUACGUGGAGAGCAAAGAGAUCCCCUCCCUUGGAGACGUGUCAGAAAUGGUAUUCAUAUUCAUGUCCGGAAUCUUAUCAAAGCAAAACGACAAAGCUUUAAUGCAAACGUUGAUUGACAGACUCAAUCCGAAGCCCUCGAGAAACCUACUAACUUUAAAGUGUCUCACAGAGUAUCAAGACAUAAAAUUUGCCCAAGGGAUAGUAAAGAGAUACUACGAUGAAAUCUGGCACCAGGAUGGAAACAUAAGUUUUGGAGGAGUUUUGGAGGUGGACUGUAUUGCUGUGUCUUUUCUGUUACAUGUCAUCAAUUCAUUGAAUGUUGCAGUACCUGCUCGAAAGAAUCAAACAUCCCUUCAACAGACACGUAUACCGUUAGUCCAACGGCUGAAUCCCUUUAAGAGCACAUUUUACCGAAAUAACUCAAUAAUGGCUAAACGGUUAACGAUUAUGGAUGGUCGUCUAUCUCAGACUGGACUCAGAGGAAUCUGUAGGGCCCUUGAGAAUAAGUCUUGUUCCAUUACUGAACUAGUCCUAAUUAAGAGUCAGAUCACCAAUGCUGGUGUUGUCACUUUAUGUGAAACAUUACAGACAGUAACACGUGGAGUCACCACAUUAAACCUAAGUGGAAAUUCCAUCACCAACAAGGGUGUUGCCAGUCUAUCAAUAGCAUUACAGACAGCAUGUCGAGUCACUACAUUAGAUCUCAGUGAGAAUUGGAUCCAUGAUGACGGUGUUGACAGUCUAUGUCAAGCAUUACAGAAAGCAACAUGUCAAGUCACCACGUUACAUCUGAGUGGUAAUCAGAUCACCGAUGCUGGUGUUUACACGCUAUGUCAAGCAUUGCAGACAGCAACUUGUCGAGUCACCACAUUACAUUUGAGUGGUAGCCGCAUCACUAAUGCUGGUGUCGUCAGUCUAAGUCAAGUAUUAGAGAUAUCAACGUGUCGAGUCACCACAUUACAUCUGGGCGGUUAUUGGAUCACCGAUGCUGGUUUCGUCCGGCUAUGUCAAGCAUUACAGACAGCAACAUGUCAAGUCACCACAUUACAUCUGAGUAGUAGUCGGAUCACCAAUGCUGGUGUUGACAGUUUAUGUCAAGCAUUACAGACAGCAACAUGUCAAGUCACCACAUUACAUCUGAGUGGUAGUCGGAUCACCGAUGCUGGUGUUGUCAGUUUAUGUCAAGCAUUACAGACAGCAACAUGUCAAGUUACCACAUUAGAUCUGAGUGGUAAUGAGAUCGCCGAAGCUGGUGUUGUCAGUCUAUGUCAAGCAUUACAAACAGCAACAAGUCAAGUCAGAUCUUUAAACCUGGAGCGAAAUUUUAUGAUCACCAAUGCCGGUGGGAGGCUCCUUAAUGAUCUGUUGAAGAAACUCCCGAAUCUUGACUUGAGGUGGUGACACUACUUGAUGUAGUGACAUACUAGAAGUACAACAUCCUUCAUUUACAAGCAUUACAAGGUCAUUAAACUUGGAAGGACAUGUCAUGCUGAACAAGGCCAUUGCGAGGCUCUUCAGUAAACUGUCAACAUCAGUUGUUUAAGUAACUGAAAAAAUGAGAAAACCGUUCAAAUGAAGUUUAAAUUGAAAUUUAUCAUGUACUUUCGAAUCAAGCUUUUUACUGGCUCUAAAUAUUUAAUCAGAGUUUUUCUUUUUUUUUUAAACCAACCCGGUACAAUUUACCGAGAAAUGUUUUGUUUAAGUGAAGUGUUCGCUU
This is a messenger RNA of Stylophora pistillata, 3889 nucleotides long. RefSeq lists its product as uncharacterized. Lineage: Eukaryota; Metazoa; Cnidaria; Anthozoa; Scleractinia; Pocilloporidae. The record is from RefSeq and is a predicted model, not a curated record.